UCCCCUGGGGCAUGCACCCCAGGGUGUCCCGCGGGCAGGUGGGACAGCACAGCCCCCCGCCACCCCUGCGGUGGGGAGCACAGGAGAAGGGCUGCACCCUCCUGGUCGAAGGACUGGAUUAAUUUCCUUCUCUUCUUCCUUCCUUGCCAUACACAUCCCCUCGCUGGAUUUUAUGUGCAGAGUCCCGCACGGGCUGCGAGGUGCUGCAGAUGCGCCCGACCGCUGCCGCACCGGCACCUUCCCCGGGACAGUGAUGGCCACGCAGCUCGUGGCUUCUUGGGGACCGGUGACAACCUGUAUCAUCCCUCGUGUGUGCUCUCCUGGGAGACAUCAGUGCCUUCGUGUACGUUAGCAGAAGACCCGCAGCAUCUCCACACUCCCCUUCUCUCCUCCCGCUGCCACCAAGAAACCCGGGAGGGUUCUAAGCCAUUCGGGGCUGGGGUCUGCCCCGCCAGCAGCUGCAGACAUGAGGCUGCUCCUGAUCGUUCUGCCACCGCUUUUCUAUGCUGCUACAAAGCCUCUUCUGAUCCACUCCUGGAGGGACGGGUAUGCGUGUCCUUUGGGGCAGUUCCCCUGCGGCAACCUCUCGGUCUGCCUGCCCCAGGCCCUGCACUGCAACGGGGCGGAGGACUGCGACAACGGAGCAGAUGAGGAGAACUGUGUGGAUGACAGCGGCUGGCUGCAGAUUGUGGGCGACGUGCUGUCUGCGAGGAGCAGCAGGAUGGCGGUGGAAGACGAGGAUGAUGCCUGCUGGCUGGAGCAAUUCCCAGAGCGGUGCCGGUGCUGGGGCUGGGCUGUAGACUGCACCGAGCAGGACCUUGCCACUGUCCCCUGGGUCUCCUCCAACGUGACCAAGAUGGACCUGAAGAAAAAUGAAAUCCAUUCUCUACUGGACAAUCAGUUUGCUAGGUACAGGAGUCUGAAGAAGCUGUUUUUGCAAAACAACAAGAUCUGGUUAAUCACACCCAAAGCCUUUGCUGGACUUUCUCAGCUUAAAACAUUGUUCCUCAGCCACAACAGGAUUGCGCAGCUGAAGCCCCGGAUGUUUGAGGACCUGCAUCGCCUCGAGUGGCUGAUGCUAGACAACAACAGGAUUGCUCAGAUCAUCCCCACGAUGUUUGCAGGAUUGAAGUCACUGUAUUUCCUGUACCUGCUGAACAACUCUUUGGCUCAAAUACCUAAUGUGUCCCUCUGUGCGGAGAUGCCGAAGCUCAGCUGGCUGGAGCUGGAAGGGAACCGGAUCCGGGCGGUGCGCAGGGCGAUCUUCCAGGAGUGCCAUGACUUCACGGUGCUGAUACUGCGCAGAAACAAGCUCAAGUGGAUCCAAGAUGGGACGUUUUCCAGGCUGAACAGGCUGGUGGAGCUCGAUCUAUCGUCCAACAGACUAGACCAGCUCCCCUCCUCUCUAUUUAACGGCCUGGCUGAGCUCCAGCAGCUGAAUAUUUCCUACAACCCCUUGAAAGAAAUCUUCCCCAGCCAGUUUGAGAGCCUGUCCCAGCUGCGUUCUCUGAGCCUGGAAGGACUGGAGAUCCCCAACAUCCACAACCUGACCUUCCAGAAGUUGACCAACCUCUCCCACAUCUACUUCAAGAAGUUCCAGUACUGCAGCUACGCACCCCACGUGCGCAGCUGCAAGCCCAACACCGACGGCAUCUCCUCCUUCGAGAACCUCCUCGCCAACAUCAUCCUGCGCGUCUUCGUCUGGGUCAUUGCCUGCCUCACCUGCUUCGGCAACCUCUUCGUCAUCUGCAUGCGGUCCUUCAUCGUCACAGAGAACAGCCAGCACACCAUGGCCAUCAAGUCCCUGUGCUGUGCAGACGGCCUGAUGGGCAUCUACCUCUUUGUCAUUGGAGCCUUCGACCUCAAAUACGCGGGCGAAUACAACAAGCAUGCCCAGGGCUGGAUGGGCAGCCUCCAGUGCCAGCUGGUGGGCAGCCUGGCCAUGCUCUCCUCCGAGGUGUCAGUUCUGCUGCUGACCUACAUGACUCUGGAGAAAUACUUCUCCAUUGUUUUCCCGUUCAGCCACCACCAAGCUGGCAAGAAGCAGACCAUCUUGGUGCUAGCAGCCAUCUGGCUUCUGGGCCUCUCACUCAGCAUUAUCCCCCUGUGGUGUAAAGACACCUUUGGGAACUACUACGGGAGAAAUGGGGUGUGCUUCCCGCUGCAGUCCGAGCUGGGCGAGCGGCCCAGUGCCCGGGGCUACUCUGCCACCAUCUACCUGGGCUUGAAUCUCGCAGCCUUCAUGACCAUCGUCUUCGCCUACUCUGGCAUGUUCUACUCCAUCCACAUCACUGCGUCCAAAACAGCAGAGAGAGGCGUCUGCUCCCGGGAAGUCACCAUUGCAAAGCGGUUCUUCUUCAUCGUCUUCACUGAUGCUCUCUGCUGGAUACCCAUCUUCCUCCUCAAGCUGCUCUCCCUGCUGCAGCUGGAAAUACCAGGCACUGUUACCUCCUGGGUGGUCAUCUUCAUCCUGCCCAUCAACAGUGCCCUGAAUCCCAUCCUCUACACCAUCACCACGGCCUCCUUCCAGGAGAAGGUGAAGGGCUGUCUGCAGACCAAGCAGCUGGAGCAGCAUGAGUCCCGUAAGAGCUUUACCCUGGUGACACUGCAGGCCAGCAGCGCUUGAGCCUGCCUGGGACAUAUUGCUCAGCUCUAGGAUGCUUCUGCAAUGGAAAAUUGCUAAGCAUGAAGGUUUCUUCAUCCACCAGCAGAUACCGUUAGUAUUUUAUUAAUUACACAGAGGGGAAAAACAGCCCUCAUCCAAGUCAAACAAUCUGUUGCUGUUUCAUAUGGUACAAAAUGAAAGUCCCUUAAAUACAAAAUACACAUCUCUUAAGUGAGCAACACCUGGCACUGAACUCUACCACCGGAGUCAUAUAUUAAUAUUCCAACUGUACAAGUAUUUAUAGAUAGAAAAAAAAGAAACAUUUUAAAAAAAUAUUAGGAGAAAAAUCACUCCCCCAACUGUUAGUUAUAUUUUUAUAUAUAUAUAAAAUAUAUAUAUAAAAACACAGAAUACAGGCUGAGUUGCUUUUUUUUUUUUUUUUUACCGAAAGAGAGACAGAUAGGAUGUGUUACGGCAAAACUGACACUGGGAAUCGCUCCCAUGUGUGGGUCGUGUUGCCUUCCAGUUGGAACGCUGUCUGGUAACUUGGGUCCCUGCCUGAACGGAGAAACCAGGUCAGCUCUCUGGGUGCUGUUAGCCACGGUGGACAGUUUCUCCGUGGAGGAAAGUGAGGGAUGGGAAGGGGAAUGGAUAUCUCUGCAGGGAGUAACGGUAGCGAGGGCGCUCUGUGCCCAGGAGGGGCAUGGGCUCUGCCCCGUCUAGCUGCUCAAAGAGGGGCGAAGCCAGGACACCUCCACCUCCCCACCUUACUGCAGAGGCCAGGACGGGAUGGAUCCUGGCCUGGGCAGCUGGCAGGUGCUUAGCUUGGUGUGGACUCCCUUGCUUUGCUGGCUUUGUCCCCUCGGGAGCUGGGAUGAGCACAGCUCUGAGGUGUGCUCACCCAGCCUUGGCCAAAGCUUUCAGCCCAGAGCGCUGCCAUGGUGCAGCUGGUGCUGGCAAGGCUGCUCUGCCCUCCUGCCCUCUCCAGGGCAGUGCAGUGUGAACCCCAAGAGAAGUAAGGAAAGGGGAGCUGCUGUGCUGGCUCUGUCCUUCCCUCUCACUGUGCCUCCCCAUAACCACCCCCAUGGGGCAUUGUCCCUUCCCAGCUUGUAGCCAGCCAGCUACCUGGGCAGCUGCUCUGGAGCUCUAGACUGAUCCUGCCCCUCCAAACAAGGGGGAGGCUGGUUUCAAGGGAUGGGCUUGCCUUGGAACAUCAUCCAUCCAGCCCCUCUGAAACCUAGUAUGCAAGAGCGGGCUUUUAGCCAAGCAAAAGCAAGGUCCAAGGCUAGGGAGCCUUUUCUUCUGCUGUGAAAUUCAGCACCUAAGGUGCAAUAGGUUCCUUCUGCCCCUUGACAAGGGCUAGCACUUGAAGCUUAUCUAUCUGUAUAUAGCCCCCUCCUCUCAGAACAGCAGCCUCUUCUACUACCAAACAGGUUCUUGCAGUGGCUCUCUGGCUGUCCUCACCAGGUGACAAUGCACACACGAUCCACCCCUCGCUGCCCAUCCUUCACUUCCUGACACAGCACUGCAACCUACAGCCAUGGCAUCAUCUUCCCCGCUCACUUCUCCCGUGCCCUCCCGCUUCGCCCCAUGCACCUUCACCCCUGCAGCUGCUCCCAGCUCAACGUGGGCCAGCUGCUUCCCAGCCCUGCCUGCAGGCUGCCUUUCUGGGGGGUGGGGGUGGUGUCACCCCACAGCCCCUCUCUUUCCCUCCGCUCGCCAACCCCUCCUGCAGAGAGCGUGGGCUGCAUGGCUUUGCCUCUGCAGCCAACCUGUGGCACAAUGUUAUCAAGCAAGGGGCAGCUGAAGCAGCAACCAGGACGGUGGGAUGGGGGAUGCCCAGCCCAGGGUAAAAGGACGCUUAUAAAUAUGUGCCUGUGAGCACGCCAACCUCUGCCUCCCCCUCCCCGGCCAGCUGCCUGCACCAUGCUCCUCUUUGAGAGCUG
Molecule: messenger RNA, 4551 nt
Organism: Tyto alba (common barn owl)
Lineage: Eukaryota; Metazoa; Chordata; Aves; Strigiformes; Tytonidae
Product: relaxin receptor 1
Exons: 18
Coding region: 467-2626 (719 amino acids)
Biological process (GO): G protein-coupled receptor signaling pathway
Cellular component (GO): membrane
Molecular function (GO): protein binding; G protein-coupled receptor activity
Source: RefSeq, a predicted model, not a curated record